Molecule: messenger RNA, 2005 nt
Organism: Panicum virgatum (switchgrass)
Lineage: Eukaryota; Viridiplantae; Streptophyta; Magnoliopsida; Poales; Poaceae
Product: phosphatidylinositol N-acetylglucosaminyltransferase subunit A-like
Exons: 8
Coding region: 466-1686 (406 amino acids)
Biological process (GO): GPI anchor biosynthetic process
Cellular component (GO): glycosylphosphatidylinositol-N-acetylglucosaminyltransferase (GPI-GnT) complex
Molecular function (GO): phosphatidylinositol N-acetylglucosaminyltransferase activity
Source: RefSeq, a predicted model, not a curated record
UGAUUCCGAUUCGUGCCCUGCGGCCAUGCCACGCCAUUCGUCUCGCUCCGCCGCGCGAUUGAUUUGAAUCGAGGCACGGCUUCCGAUCUUACCGGCGGCGAGUCGACGCCCCCUAACUCCCUCCCCGCCCUCCGCCCCCCCCCCCCCCCCUCCCCUGCUCAACAGGCGCGCGGCCCCGAACCUCCUCGCCGCAUAAUCCGCAGCUCCUCGGCGCAGGCCAGGCCCGCUCUUCAACGACGUCGAGUCGAGCCCCGUCCUCCUCCGGCAUCCUAGCCGCUUCACUGACCGUUUGUCCGCCGUCCACCGGCCGCCUUCCCAGAACCGUCACCAGCCCGGGCGCCCGUGACUCUGCCGUCGGCGAUCUCUGCUCCAUCGACUCCGACGGCCCUACCCCUGCGUUGACGGCCAGCCGCCCACGGCCGGAGCGGACUGCCCUCCUCAGCAGAUCUGAAGAUUUCCAACACAAUGGAUCGGCAAAAGCACAGGAUACUGAUGGUGUCCGACUUUUUCUUCCCAAACUUUGGUGGUGUUGAAAGCCACAUCUACUAUCUGUCGCAAUGCCUGCUUAAGCUUGGCCAUAAGGUUGUUGUCAUGACGCAUGCAUAUGGAAACCGAUCUGGAAUACGUUAUGUCACAAAUGAUUUAAAGGUUUAUUAUGUACCGUGGAGACCAUUCCUGAUGCAGAAUACACUGCCUACAUUAUUCUUGACAUUUCCAGUUGUAAGAACCAUUAUCAUACGUGAGAGAAUUUCUGUUGUGCACGGACAUCAGGCUUUUUCUACAUUGUGCCAUGAAGCAUUGAUACAUGCCAGGACGAUGGGGUACAAAGUUGUCUUCACAGAUCACUCACUUUAUGGUUUUGCUGAUGCCGGAAGCAUUCACAUGAAUAAGGUGCUGCAGUUUACACUUGCAGAUAUUGAUCAGGCAAUAUGUGUUUCUCAUACAAGCAAAGAGAAUACUGUACUGAGGUCUGGGAUAUCUCCGGAGAAAGUUUUUAUGGUUCCUAAUGCUGUUGAUACUGCAAUGUUUACUCCCUCCCCUGAGCGUCUAAGCUGUGAUGAAAUAGUUAUUGUAGUGAUCAGUAGGUUAGUGUACCGAAAGGGUGCAGACCUUCUUGUGGAAGUAAUUCCAGAAGUAUGCCGUCUAUUUCCAAAGGUUCGCUUUAUCAUUGGAGGUGAUGGUCCAAAACGUGUGCGACUUGAAGAGAUGAGGGAGAAGUUCUCCCUUCAGGAUAGAGUUGAAAUGUUAGGAGCUGUGCCUCAUGCUCAAGUACGGUCAGUUCUGAUCUCUGGUCAUAUAUUUUUAAACAGUUCACUUACGGAGGCAUUUUGCAUUGCCAUUUUAGAAGCAGCUAGCUGUGGACUGUUGACUGUAAGCACUAGAGUCGGAGGUGUCCCAGAGGUUCUUCCAGAUGACAUGAUAGUACUUGCAGAACCAGCUCCAGAAGAUAUGGUACGAGCUGUUAGGAAAGCUAUUGACAUGCUGCCUGGAAUAAAUCCUCAAGUUAUGCAUCUUCAGAUGAAAAAACUUUAUAGUUGGGAUGAUGUGGCCAAAAGAACAGAGAUUGUUUAUGAUCGUGCAGUGCAAUCCUUGACAACAAAUUUGCUAGACCGCCUUCCCCAGAAUCCUUAUACGACGAGUUCCCUCCACAGCCUGCUGAAGGUAUUGAAGAAGUCCCAGAUAUAGGGCCGCUACAUGCUCAUUCAGAUUUAAGAGAUGAUUUAUGAAGUUUGGACAAAGUGAGUUAAGAAGAGAGAUGUGAUCCUUCUCAGAAAUUUCUUUCAACGUUUCUAAAAGAGAGGACACCAUUCCUCAUUUUGGAUUUUUUUUUCAUGGUGGUUAGAGCCUCAGAAGCAGACACAUCUGAAUGUAUAGUUGGGUUGGCUAGUUGACUCUAUCAGCCAUGCAUGAGCACGAAUCGGAACUGUCUAAAGUUCAAUGAAACAUAUCAACCCAGUUGUGCAUUGGUGCAAUGUUGAAAUGAGCAACAUGAUUUAAGAGCGCA